AUGGUGAUUAUGAAGAUACAGGACUACGAUAACAAGAUGCUCGAUCUUCUCAACGAUCCUACAUACAAAAUACUGCGCAAGGACCCCACAUCCACUAUUCAGAAGCUAACGAACAACAUGGCUAAACGACUAGCCGAUCUCAAACUGAUUGAUCGACACACCCUUCACAAGCUACAAACACACACAUCUACAUGCCCCCGGAUAUAUGGACAACCAAAAGCCCACAAACCAAAUCUCCCCCUACGUCCCGUUGUACCGAACAUCACGGCUCCGACAUACCAACUAUCGAAAUUCAUCGCCAACAUACUCCAAACCACCUUUACGAGUCAACACAAUAUCAAGGACAGCUUUAACUUCGUAGAGGAAAUCACCACAAUCACUAUCCCGCCCGAGCAUGUCCUAGUAUCCUUCGAUGUAGUGUCUCUAUUCACUAACAUACCGAAGGAGCUUGUGAUACGCAACAUAAUCUUCCGAUGGACAGACAUCAAAAAGGGAACUGAUAUAAAUCUAGAUGUGUUCUUGGAAAUGGUUGAACUAUGUCUAAAUAACAGCUACUUCAUGUUUAGAGACAAGUACUAUCAACAGACUUUUGGGACUGUCAUGAGGAUAGCCGACUACGUUAUGGAGGACUUGCUAGAUACGGUGAUCACAAAACUGAACUUCACAAUUCCGGUGUUGAAGAAAUACGUAGACGAUUUAUUCCUCGUUCUACCAAAACCACUAGUAGAACAUACUUUGAAUAUCUUCAACCAAUUCAACCAACACCUACAGUUCACGAUGGAAAUCGAAAAAAGCGGAAAACUUCCGUUCCUCGACACACUAAUCAUCCGCAAAGAAGAUCACACCCUCCGAACUGUUUGGUAUUCGAAACCAAUAUCAUCUGGACGCUUGCUCAACUACAACUCCUUCCAUCCGACCAACAUGAAAUUGAAUGUUGCUUCCAAUUUCAUCAAACGAGUAAUGCAACUAACAACCGAUACACCUAUAGAACAACAGAAGCAUGUGAUUUUCCAAAACCUACGACGCAACGACUACCCAUCCGCACUAAUCAACAGACUGAUGAACAGAAUCAAAACAGAACUCAUCACAGGACAACAACAUCAUGGUCACCACCCACUGCCAACAUCAUCACCACCACUGCCAGCGCCAACACCAACUGAACCUCAAGACCAACCGCCACCACUAUCAAUACCCAACAUCCAAAUUCUAACACCAUCGAUUAUAGCCAUCCUUAGAAGAGAUUUUCCACUCAUAAAAAUAGCAACGAGAACAACACAGAACAUCAAAACACUCUUAAAGUCGGUAAAAGACCCGGUUUCGCCGUUAGACCAGCAUAACGUAAUAUACAGCAUACCAUGCAUAGACUGCGAUAAUGUGUAUAUAGGCAUGACCACGAAUCAAUUAAAAAAGAGGCUGAGUGGGCAUAGGUCAAAUGUAAACAAACUAAUAGAGACACAAACGAACACACUCAAUCUUGAUGUAAUACAAGCAAACACAGCCCUUGUACAACACAUGAUAGACACAGAACACACGUUUGAUCUAGAAGGCACCAAAACAGUUGUUCGCACAUUACGACCAACUGCCUUGCCAGUGUUAGAGAUGUGCCACAUCCAAAACACGCCACAUACGGUAAAUUAUCGUACAGACGUUGACAACCUCAACACCACAUACGCUGGUAUUCUACACACAGUGAAGACAACACUUAUGUGUAGAAAACAAUCCCGCCAUACUACCCGUAAUACUAUCACUGAUACCAUCGGCCAAACCUAA
Molecule: messenger RNA, 1770 nt
Organism: Armigeres subalbatus
Lineage: Eukaryota; Metazoa; Arthropoda; Insecta; Diptera; Culicidae
Exons: 2
Coding region: 1-1770 (589 amino acids)
Source: RefSeq, a predicted model, not a curated record